ACAAAAAUAAAAAUGGCAAUAAUAGGAUUAGGUUACAUUGAAAUUUUCCUAGCAAUACUAUGUUUUUUCUUGUUUCAUGCCCUGAAGGAUGCAAAGGGAUUCCCCAUAAACUGGCCAAUUUUUGGUAUGUUACCAGGUACCCUUUGUCACAUAAAACAUAUUCAUGAAAGGGUCACCAUGACCAUGAGGAUAUCAGGGGGCACUUUUUUAUUUAAAGGUCCCUUGUUUGCAAACAUGGACAUGAUAGCAUCUGCUGAUCCAGCAAAUGUUCACUACAUCAUGAGUGAAAAUUUCAUGAAUUUCCCAAAAGGACCAAAAUUCAGGGAGAUAUUUGAUGUUUUGGGAGAUGGAAUUUUUAACGCGGACUUGGAUUUGUGGAAGGUCCAAAGGAAGACGGCUCGUACUUUGAUCACUCACCAACAGUUUUACAAAUUUCUAGUCAAGACUAGUCGCGAAAAAGUGGAGAAAGGGCUUAUUCCAGUUCUUGAUCAUGUUUGUCACAAAAGUGUCAUAGUGGACUUGCAAGAUUUAUUUCAAAGGUUCACUUUUGAUACUACUUGUAUAUUGGUCACUGGAUAUGAUCCUGGGUGUGUAUCUAUUGAUUUCCCUGAUGUUCCCUUCUCUAAAGCCAUGGAUGAUGCUGAAGAAGUGAUUCUCGCUAGACAUGUCAUACCUGGGGUAAUAUGGAGGCUACAAAAAUGGCUUGGAAUUGGAGAAGAAAAGAAGUUGAUUAAGGCUGUAGAAACGAUGGAUAAUGUUAUAGGCAGCUACAUAUCCAAAAAGCGCGAUAAGUUGAAAAAAAUGGAACCUGACUUGAAAGAGGACGAUGAGGGGUUUGAUCUUCUGACCUUUUAUCUCAAAGAAGGUCAAAAUUUGGGAGUGAAUUGUGAUGAUAGGUUCUUGAGGGAUACCAUCUUGAACCUCAUGAUCGCGGGGCGUGACACGACUAGCUCAGCCCUCACAUGGUUCAUAUGGCUUGUGACAAAAAAUCCAGAAGUAGAGAAGAAAUUAAGGGAAGAAAUCAAUUCAAUUAUCCCCAAAGAAGAAGCAGGAAAAUGGAGGCUCUUCAAUGUGAAUGAAUUGAACAAAUUGGUUUAUUUGCAUGGUGCAUUAUGUGAUUCACUAAGGCUAUAUCCACCUGUUCCAUUCCAACACAAAGAACCACUUCAAGAAGAUAUUCUCCCAAGUGGUCAUAAAGUUCAUCCAAAGAUGAAGAUUCUGUUUUCAAUGUAUGCAAUGGCGAGAAUGGAGUCAAUUUGGGGAGAAGAUUGUUUAGAAUUCAAGCCAGAGAGAUGGAUUUCAGAGAGAGGAACGAUUAAGCAUGAGCCUUCGUAUAAAUUCUUGGCUUUCAAUGCAGGGCCAAGGACUUGUUUAGGGAAAGAAGUGGCUUUCACUCAAAUGAAGGCUGUGGCUGCUACUAUCAUCCAUAAUUACCAAGUUGAACUUGUGGAAGGACACCCUAUUGAACCUAAUGCUUCUAUUAUUCUCUAUAUGAGACAUGGUUUUAAAGUUGGGAUUAGUAGGAGAUGGCCUCAGUGACAGUAUCUUGCGUCAAAUUUAUCUCCAUGGUUUUAAAGUUAGGAUUAGUAGGAGAUGGCCUCAGUGACAG
Messenger RNA from Lycium ferocissimum, 1609 nucleotides. RefSeq names its product alkane hydroxylase MAH1-like. Gene Ontology annotation, molecular function: iron ion binding; heme binding; oxidoreductase activity, acting on paired donors, with incorporation or reduction of molecular oxygen. The record is from RefSeq and is a predicted model, not a curated record. The coding region runs from base 13 to 1539 and encodes 508 amino acids. The transcript has a single exon. NCBI's taxonomy places the organism in Eukaryota, Viridiplantae, Streptophyta, Magnoliopsida, Solanales, Solanaceae.